This is a messenger RNA of Lentinula edodes (shiitake mushroom), 606 nucleotides long. RefSeq lists its product as uncharacterized. The record is from RefSeq and is a predicted model, not a curated record. The coding region runs from base 1 to 606 and encodes 201 amino acids. NCBI's taxonomy places the organism in Eukaryota, Fungi, Basidiomycota, Agaricomycetes, Agaricales, Omphalotaceae. The transcript has 6 exons.
AUGUCUGCUAAGCAAGAUUAUCUAUCUUCUCACUUUGAACAAAGUCGGGCGGAUGUAGUUGAAUAUGCUGGAUGGAUUGAACAGAAAUAUGCGCGCCCUGCGCUUCAGAAGGUGCAGUCAUCCUACCAAAGGCACCCUUUCUUAUCCGUUUUCGCUGCCGUCUUCAUACUGUUGAGUCUUUUACCGGUCGCGAUAUACAUGCAAGUCACAUUACGGUCUCUGUCUGUUCACCCUGACUCUACUUCUGCUGUUGGGUCUGUGCGUUGUGGUUCUUGUGUCCAUUACAAUUGCGUUGGCGUUAGGCUUUAUCCUCUCAUUAAUUCUCUUAACCAAUCUCUUGCUAUCGUCUUCGCAGGCUACACGGAUGGUUUUGACAGUGCUCGUCUACAAAUUCUGGAAUCCUUUCAUGCGCUUUUCUCUCGUGUUCAAACAAUGAUGAAUCAAAAACCCCCAAAAAAUAACGCUCCGGCCGCCGGUGAAGGAAACGUCGACAUAUCACGCUCUACCAGCCCAAAUUCUACUGUGACUGAUAAUCCAGAGGCCAACAGUGCCGUGCCUAACAUUGAAGAUUACUCGACGGAAAUGAAGCUUGAAAAGGAGUAUUGA